Volvox carteri f. nagariensis is the source of this 1725-nucleotide messenger RNA. RefSeq lists its product as uncharacterized. Lineage: Eukaryota; Viridiplantae; Chlorophyta; Chlorophyceae; Chlamydomonadales; Volvocaceae. The transcript is spliced from 8 exons. The coding region runs from base 1 to 1725 and encodes 574 amino acids. The record is from RefSeq and is a predicted model, not a curated record.
AUGAUGGAUGCCUUCAACACCCUCACAGACUAUGGCAUGCAGUUCGAGUUCCAGAGCUACGGGCAGCAGUUCCUCGCCUCCUUCGCCGCCGGCUCACCAUCCCCUUUCCUCACCCCUGGCCCAACUGAUUUCACGGCCGCAGCGGCCGCCACCACCGCCGUCGGCGGCGGCGCCGCUGGCCCCUUUGACUUGUCUUCCUUUUCCUUGCCGCUCACCCGCGGCCUAGACGCCCUGGGGCCCCCCCUGGAGUUCGGCGCCCUGCUGGGCCGGCCGCUCCCUACCUCCGGCCACCCUGCGGGAAGCAUCUCCGACAUCCCCAGCCACGGCACCGUCACGUCGUACAUUGGCACCCCGCCGUCGGCUGCGUCGGCGGGCGUUGUUGCAGGCAACCUGGCUGGCGCCGAGGGUGCAGGAGGCGGCUUCAGUGGCGGCGGCCGCGGAGUGCAUGUCCUCAGCAUCCCGUCUCUAGGCCAGCCCAGCACGUUAGACAAGGACCUGGAGAUGUACCAGGCCUACCUCAACUCGCACCAACAGCACCAACACACGCCGCAGUCGUACCAGCUUCCAAACACUUGCGACGGCGCUGGCGGCACCGCCGGCGUACGGCACCACGGGUCGCGUCACAAGACCAGCAUCGCCUCCGCAUCCUCCGGCCCAGCUCACGUAUUCUCGCACGGCCGCGCCUCAUCUUCGCACCAUCACCAUCAUCACGGCAUUCCAGUAGCACACAACCAUGCCGGCCACACGCAUGUAGGGAAAGCCGUGGCGGCGACGUCAGGCGGCGGCGCCGCCGGCUGCGGGGCGCGCGGCGCCGUCGGCGGCUUGAGCGCCAGCGGCAAACCCACACGAAGCGCCCGAGCUAAGGCCGUCUUCGCGGCGCUGGAGGCCGAGGUGGCGGGCAAGCUAAGCGAACUGGAGGCGCUCCAACACGAGAACGCGACGCUGACGCAGCGUGUUGAAAUCUUGGAGGUGGCCGUGGAGCGUCAGAGUGCCGUACUCAGCAUAAUGUCCUCCGCUGCGGCGACGAUGGGCAGAGUGGCUGCCGUUGGUAGCGUCACGGCGGCGGCGGCGGCGGCGGCGGCAGCGCCGCCGCCGAAUGGUGGAGCACAGAAUGUGUACGGCAAUACUCGGCACCGAAUUAUGCCGUACUGUGCUGUACUGCAGGAGGUGUCCCUAGCACUCUUAGCUACGGAGAAUUCGGCAACCAACCCCGAAGCGGAAAUGCGGCUGGUGCAGCUGGUGGCGUCGGCCUGGCUCCGCUCGUCCCUGGUUUGCAUCUUCCAGCCCCUCACACAGCUAAGACUGAAGGGUCUCAAUUUGGAAACCAACACGUACUCGGAGCCUUCGGAGCAGCACUGGAUGGAGGUCAUCAAGUUUAUGACUGUGAGCCCCCAGCAGAUCGCCGAGAUGGACAACCUCUUCCAUUCGUACAACCUGCUGCACGGCUCCUUCCGUGCCGAGCUUCAAGACACGCAGCGAGAGCUGGGGGCGCUGGUGGGGGCGCAGGACCAGCAGGCGGAUGCCAGUCGGAAGAUGUGCUCCGGGGAGGGCCUGACGCUCGUACUGCAGCAGACGGCGCUGCUGAAACGCGUUCGCAACAUCCUCCAGAAGACCCACCUGCUGUACAGCUCCACCAUCGGGGUGGCGGCCAUGAGGAUUCUCAAACCCAAGGAGCUGGAAGCAUCAUCAACAACAUCAUCAUCAUCAUCAUCAUCAUCAUCAUAA